Aedes aegypti (yellow fever mosquito) is the source of this 7097-nucleotide messenger RNA. Its product is annotated as fatty acid synthase. The record is from RefSeq and is a predicted model, not a curated record. Gene Ontology annotation, biological process: fatty acid biosynthetic process. The coding region runs from base 43 to 7017 and encodes 2324 amino acids. The transcript has 6 exons. NCBI's taxonomy places the organism in Eukaryota, Metazoa, Arthropoda, Insecta, Diptera, Culicidae. Gene Ontology annotation, molecular function: phosphopantetheine binding; 3-oxoacyl-[acyl-carrier-protein] synthase activity; fatty acid synthase activity.
GGUCGUUUGUAGUGAAUCCCUGUGCUAGAAUACCGGUCCAAAAUGCCAUCGCCAAACAUUCAAUCGGUUGGGUCGGAUGAAAGUGUGGUAAUAUCGGGCAUAGCUGGACGUUUUCCGCAGUCGGAUGACGUGCGCGAGUUUGCGCGCAAUAUGUACGAGAAGCGUGAUCUGGUAGACGACAAGGAGACUCGGUUUACCCACGCUAUGCAGGCCAUUCCAAGGCGCUUCGGGAAGAUUAACAAUCUGCAGAAAUUCGAUAGGCAAUUUUUCGGUUAUGAUCGUCGGCAGCGGGAUACGAUGGAUCCCCAGCAGUGGAUGGCUCUGGAGCAUGCUUUCGAGGCUAUUUUGGACGCAGGAAUCAACCCGGAAAGCUUGCGAGGCACUCGGACGGGUGUUUUCUGCGGAGUUUGUUUCUCGGAGUCUGGAGCACGAAUGUACUACAGUGCGCUGGGAAAUGCCGAAAAAGGGAUGGGACUGCAAGCCUUCAACAAGUCAUACUUGGCGCUUAGAGUGUCUUACACGUUGGAUUUGAACGGACCGAGUGUUGUGGUUGAUACGGCCUGCAGCAGUUCGAUGUACGCUUUAGACGUUGCUUAUCGAAGCAUCUUGAAUGGUGAUUGCGAGGCAGCAAUAGUAACUGGGUCAAACUUGACACUGCAUCCGUUCAUCUCGUAUCAGUUUGCACUUUUGGGUGUGUUGUCCAAGGAUGGAUACUGUCGGCCGUUUGAUAAGGAGGCUUCCGGGUACACGAGAUCGGAGGCAGUUUGUGCGAUAUUCCUUCAGAAAAGUAAGAACGCCAAGCGAAUAUAUUGCCAUGUUGUGCACUCCAAGACGAACUGUGAUGGAUUCAAAGCGGAAGGGAUAACCUAUCCGUCGGGAUUGGUUCAGCAACAGUUGUUACGAGAAAUCUACGAUGAAGUGGGGAUCAGUCCGAUUCAGGUGGACUACGUUGAAGCUCAUAGCACUGGUACUGUAGUGGGUGAUCCGGAAGAAUGCGAUGCAAUUGAUAAGGUUUAUUGUAAGGGACGAGAUACAGCUUUGCUCGUGGGGUCGGUUAAGUCCAGCAUAGGGCAUACCGAAGCAGCUGCGGGAUUGUGCUCGAUAGCGAAAUGUAUCAUUGCGAUGGAAUACGACUCGAUUCCCCCAAAUAUAAAUUACACUGAGUGUAGAAAAGAUAUCCCCGCAUUGGUUGAAGGCCGAUUGAAGGUCGUCACGGAGGCUACGCCUUUACCCGGGCCAUUGAUUGGGAUUAACUCUUUCGGGUUUGGCGGAGCUAACGCCCAUACUUUGUUGUGUCGCAACUUGAAGGAGAAGAAGAAUAACGGUGUGCCGGAAGACGACCUACCGAGGAUAGUUUUGUGGUCCGGAAGUACCCGAGAAGCUGUUGAAUGUAUGCUUCAGGAUAUCAGUCAACGACCGUUGGACGCUGAAUUCAUUGGGCUGAUGCACAAUAUCGAAAAGCAACCGAUACAAGGUCAUCGUUACCGUGGCUUUGGGGUAUACCAGAAAGAUGGCGAAAGAGCAAGUAUUCUGAAAGAAUCGUGUAUCGAGCGAGUUAAACUUGAAUCCCUUCCAACCGUUGCUAUCUUCGGGGGAAUUAAUGUCGGCUGGAAGCAGGAUUUGGACAGUCUGAGAAAGAUUUCGUCGGUAGAUGCGUUUUACACAAUGUGUAAGGAGGUACUCAAAACAUUAAAAUUUGAUCUAUACAAGGCCCAUCCACACGAGAAGGAUCUUCUCUACAAUAUGGUUGGUUCAACGGUACUGCAAUUAUCAAUCAUUGAUUUGCUGGUCUCGAGUGGAGUUGCCUUAGAUUUCUACGGGGGUCAUUCAGUCGGACAGUUCAUUUGUGCCUACAUUGACCGCUGUUUGACCCUGGAACAAGUUCUGAAGCUCGCUUUCUGGCAUGGUCUGGUUUAUUCCGACUGCCACGCUCUCUGCGAAAGUUCGGCAUUUGUUCGAAUGAACGCCAAAUUGAAUCAACUACCACUGAAAAAUAUUAUAAAAAAUUCUGCAUCGUCAUUCGGUAUUCUAACAUCCUCGGAGAGAAACAUAAUCGAGCAGGUUCAUCAGCUGAAGUCAUCUGGAUUUUUGGCGGAAGAGUUAUCGUUCUUAUGUUUCCACUCGGCGCCCGCUUGCUCUGGAACUUUGAGUAACACACUGCGUCAAACCGUGAAUGUCGUUUUAUCUAAAAUCAUUGAACCUUCAAACAAGUGGAUCACAGCAAGACUACCCCAAGGAUGCUCAAUUUUCCACUCACCGGCACUGCAUGAUGCAUCAUCGAUCGUUUGUAUGCUCGACAAGAUUCCCAGUCACACGAACGUUUUGCAACUGGAUAGCGCGCAGACUUGCGAGAAAGUACUCCAGAUGAUGCAUAGACACUCUCGUUGCUUAACGCCCAGUUCGGAGUCCUCCGAUGCCAUUUGUCGACUCCUAAGUGUGAUUGGCCAAUUACAUUUGAUUUCCCAAAACUUGGACGUCGCUCAUCUGUAUCCUCCGGUGCAGUUCCCAGUUUCACGAGGAACGCCAAUGAUUGCGCCUUUGGUCCACUGGGAUCAUCGUGAAGACGCCCAUAUCGUGAAAUACACCUGGGAUCAAACGGCCAAGUCCCGAGUUGGCACCGUCAACAUUUCCGUGUCCAGUCAGGACUGGAAGCACAUCGAGGGUCACAACAUUGGCGGUAGGGUGCUGUUUCCGGCUACGGGAUACCUCAAACUGGUAUGGGAUCACGUUGCAUACCUUGCGCACUGCGAUUUGGAGGACUUCGCGAUAGAGUUCGAAGAUGUGAGGUUCUUGCGGGCAACUAAUAUCACCAAGGGGCAAACCAUUCGGUUCAGGGUUGCCGUAGAGGAGGUAUCUGGAUUUUUCGAGGUGAUAGAAGGUGACACGAUAGUUGUUACUGGAUUUGCUCGACAAUGGAACGAUAGCGUCCAGGAGAGCUUCAGGGAAGAAAGGAGUUCAGUGGCAGUACUUCGUACGAAAGAUUUCUAUAAAGAGCUCCGUUUGAGAGGAUACUAUUAUUCGGAUCAGUUCAAAUCGGUUCUGGAGUCUAAAGCAGACGGAUCGCUCGCGAAAAUACAGUGGAAAGGCAACUGGGUACCGUUCUUGGAUUGCUUGCUGCAAGUUGGAAUUAUAGCAACUGAUAGUCGGCAACUGAUGGUACCAACAGCUAUUGAGAAGCUGUCUGUGUCGCCGAGAGCUCACAUGGAAAUGAUCGAAAGAAAUGAGGACGGCACUGAGUUCUUCACGAUGAGGACUUGCUUGCUCACCAAUACGUCGAUUUGUGGAUCGGUGAUGAUUCGUAAUUUGCGAGCUAGCAGCGUGAAUCGUAGGAAUCCCCCGGGAAAUCCAGUCUUGGAGAUUUAUCAAUUCGUUCCUUUCCAUUCGGAUCAUUACAUUCCAACAGUGGAAGCCAUUAGAAUCAUCGUCCAGUUGGCUCUGGAGAAUGCUCCAACCUUCACUGUUAACGUUACAGAAAUCCACCACAAAGAUUCUCAGCCUAUAGUGCAAUUGUUCGGAGAUGCUGUGGCUGAUUUACCGUUAGUCCAAUCCAAUCUGACCCUUCUAAGCACUAAAAGUAUUGAGUUGGACGACGUCACCGUUCAAGACGAGAAACUUUCAGGCCUAACAAACCAACUGUUUUUGAUCACUAAUAGCAAAUUGGAAGAUAACACAUUCAUUCAGGAAGCUGUUGGAUGUUUAGUUGAUCGCGGGUUUAUAAUUGCCCGGAGCACCAAUCCUGCAGAGCUAACUGUACCAACCCAGUUCACUUUAGUGGCUUCGUUCCGCGUUGAUCAAUCCGAAACCCUCAUCUGCUUACAGCGAAAAGCCUUCGCAGAAUCUCCAAUAGUUGUCAAGCUAGAUUCAGUUGAAAUGAGCUGGCUAACGAAUCUCAAACGAGCAGUCAAAAGCCGAUCGGUGCUUCUGUAUGCACAGAAUGACCCGACUUCUGGAAUCAUCGGUCUGGUGAAUUGCAUCCGGAAGGAGCCCAAAAUGCAAGAUGUACGGUGCGUGUUCAUCGACGAUCCGAAGGCCCCGCCCUUCAUGAUCAGCGACCCUUUUUACAAAAAUCAGCUGGACCUGGGUUUGGCGAUCAACGUGCUGCGUAACGGAGUCUGGGGUAGUUAUCGUCACCAGUUGUUGCCGAAGCUCCCCAAAACGGAAUCUGUAACAAGCCAUUGCUUUGCAAACAGUCUUACGAGAGGUGAUCUGUCAUCGAUGAUGUGGUUUACAGGAGCGCUCAAUGAGUUGAGUGUUGUUCCUUACAAGGUGAAGGUAUCGUACUGCACCUUGAACUUCCGCGAUGUGAUGGUUGCCAGUGGUAGAUUAUCGUCGGAUGUUAGCUCGUCCCAUCGAUUGGAUGAAGAUUGUGAACUUGGUUACGAGUAUGCUGGAGUGAUGGAAGAUGGCAGACGGGUUAUGGGAGUUGUUCCCUCAGGAGCAUUAUCUUCAAUUGUUAAUGCAGAUCCGUUAUUGCUCUGGUAUGUUCCAGACGAUUGGAGCCUAGAAGAAGCCUGUACUGUUCCAAUUGUUUAUUUAACCGUAUUGGUGUCAUUUUUCUUAAAAGCUCACAUACGAAAGGGCCAGUCGGUUUUGAUCCACGCCGGAAGCGGUGGUGUUGGAUUGGCUGCAAUACAUAUCGCUUUCCGAUAUGGUUUGGAGGUUUACACCACAGUUGGUACUGCGGAAAAACGCAAAUUUCUGUUGUCGAUGUUUCCUAAGCUAAAAUCGGAAAACAUCGGAAAUUCGCGAGACAGUUCCUUCGAGCAGAUGGUCAAGCUGAGAACCAAAGGCAAGGGCGUAGACUACGUGUUGAACUCGCUGGCUGAAGAGAAGCUGCACGCUUCAGUAAGAUGUCUGGCGAAAGGUGGCCACUUUUUGGAAAUCGGCAAGUUCGAUAUGGCGAAGGAUUCACAGGUCUCUCUGGAUCAAUUUAAAAAAGGCAUCACAUUUUCAAGCGUGUUGUUGGACGCUGCCAUUAGAGAUACUGAUACUGUGAAAAAGGGUAUGCAUGAUAUGUUUCAGAGGGCAAUAGAGGACGGAAUGAUAAAGCCUCUGAAUACAACUGUUUACGAAGCUGGCGAGCUGGAGAAGGCGAUGAGAUACUUGGGCAGUGGAAAGCAUACCGGAAAAGUUGUGAUCAAGCUUCGUGAAAAUGAAACCGAUGUCCAAACAUUGCCCAUAACCUACUUCCCAAAAGUGUACUGUGAUCCAAACCAAGUGUACAUAAUCAUCGGAGGCUUGGGAGGCUUCGGUUUGGAGCUGGUCGAUUGGCUGGUGCUCAGAGGUUGUAGAAAGCUGGUUUUCAGUUCAACUCGAGGCAUCUCCAAGCCAUAUCAGGAAUACAGAAUCAAAAUUUGGAACAGCUAUGGGGCUCACACGCAUAUUUGCAUGGCAGAUGUUACCACAGAAGAUGGAUGUCGCACACUCAUCGAAGAAGCUUCCCAAAUGGGCACGAUUGCAGCGAUCUACAACUUGGCAGUCAAGCUACGGGACGCCAUAUUGGAGAAUCAAACAGAGGAGAAGUUCGCGGAAUGUUUAGCACCGAAAGCAAAGGCUACCGAGCACCUGGAUCGAAUCAGUCGAACAAAUUGUCCUGGCUUGAAGCAUUUCGUUGUGUUCUCCAGCGUGUCCUGCGGUCGCGGAAAUGCAGGUCAAAGCAAUUACGGUAUGGCAAACUCGGUGAUGGAACGGAUAAUUGAGCGAAGACAUGCGGAUGGUCUUCCCGGCAAGGCCAUUCAAUGGGGUGCAAUAGGAGAGGUUGGACUGGUGGCAGACAUGGCCGAGGAUAAGAUCGAUUUGGAGAUCGGAGGAACAUUGCAGCAACGUAUUUCAUCGUGUCUACAGGAGAUGGACUACUUGCUGACGUGUGAAGCUCCGCUUGUGGCCAGUAUGGUGGUUGCGGAGAAGAGAGGAGGUGGAUCGAAGAACGUUGUCGAAGCUAUGAUGCACAUUAUGAAUAUCAGAGAUUUGAAAUCGUUGUCAAUGGAGAGUACUCUGGCCGACAUUGGAAUGGACUCGUUGAUGGCGGUAGAAAUCAAACAGGUUUUGGAAAGAGAUUUCGACAUUGUUCUGUCUCCGCAAGAAUUGAGAACACUCACUUUUGCUAAAUUAAUUAGAAUGGUUGAUGAGGUGAAGAUGGCUGAGAAGAAUCGUGAAGCAGAUGUUCCAACUCUCGGCUUACAUAUGUUGAUGCGGAACCUCGGCAACGAGGAAACUAGCGAAUCUACGCUCCUACGUGUACCAUCCGCUGGUGAAAGUGGUUGUCCAAUAAUUUUUAUUCCAGGCAUUGAAGGUGUUGCUGGUAAUGCUAUAAAAUCUGUUGCAGAGCAACUGAAGGCUCCAGUAUACAUGCUUCAGUUGACUAGUACACUGGAUUGUGAGUGCGUUUCAGCUAUUGCUGAUGGCAUAAUCGAUGAGAUAAGCUCGUUGGCGCUCAGUGAAUAUGCCAUUGUUGCUUACUCGUUCGGAGCCUUCGUGGGAAUCGAGUUAGCGAGGCAAUUUCGGAAGCGCGGAAUUCGUGGAAAGCUUCUGCUGCUAGACGGUGCUCCAAAGUUCUUGAAAUUGCUCGCUCUCAAACAACUAAACUACAACACAUCAGACGAAGAAAUUCAGAAGCUUAUAAUUUCCGCAAUGAUUGCCAUGGCGUUCAAUCACCAAUCGAUUGAGCGCAUUUCUUCGACCAUGCAAGCGCAAUCGUUCGAUGAUCAAAUUGAACAGUUGAUCGAGCUGGGAGCGGAACAAAGUCCGUACUCGGCGGACUACACGAGGAAAAUGACUAAAGCCCUGUUCAGGCGGUUGAAAAUGGCAGCCCUGUUCGACCUGGAUCAAUGCGAGCCAUUGGAUGUCCCAAUCACUUUGGUUCGACCGACGGAUGCAUCUUUUUCGGACAUUGAAGAGGACUACGCCCUUUCGCAGUGCACCACCGGUCCCAUUGCGCUUCGGAUGGUCGAAGGCACUCACAUGUCGAUGGUGGAGAAUCCGGCUCUGCUCGGGUUGAUUAACAGUUGGUAUUCGUGAUAUGGUUUAACCAGUGAUAGUAACGUGUAAUCAUUCAUUUCAAUAAACGAGUUGGUCUCUUUUGUUUGAUUUCUUAGUAA